AUGGCGUCGACACGUCCUCCUACCCCCCUCCUCUCCCGUGGUUUCCCCCACACCAUCGUCUUCGAGCGCGGCCAUGGCUUCGACACCUGGGCCGAGAACAUUCCCGACGCUGGGUGGCGCACCAUCCACGUGCGGCGCAACGGGCUCAUCCAAGCGGCCGCCAUGGAACAACGAGGGAGCAUGGAUCUGGAGGUCAUCUACUUGAGUGAUCGGGAGUGCAGGGACGGCAGGGAUAUGACGAACAGAGCAACCCCUUUGAUCUGGAAGGCCUGGGCGGCCGAGGUAGAAAGGUUGGGGAUGUACCACAUUGAAAUGAUGGCCCAGCGCCAGAGAUAA
Fonsecaea monophora is the source of this 336-nucleotide messenger RNA. RefSeq lists its product as hypothetical. The record is from RefSeq and is a predicted model, not a curated record. The transcript has a single exon. Lineage: Eukaryota; Fungi; Ascomycota; Eurotiomycetes; Chaetothyriales; Herpotrichiellaceae. Bases 1 to 336 code for a protein of 111 amino acids.